AUGGCGUUUGGAAUCGUGCGUUUUGGUGGCCCCGACGACUGGAAUCUAAUCAAAGAGCUGCCGUUUUGCUCAGCAGAUUUUGAGGUAAGAUCAACCCGUUACUUGGACACUUCGACGAUACUUCAGGUCAUUGCAACGCAUCCAUCUGAUCCUGUUGAAUGGUUGGCAUACGUGCUGGCCCAAGGCGUGGAUGUCAAUGAGGCGGACAUUUGGGCAAAGGACGGCUGCGACUCACCUUAUCGUCAUUGUCGUUCACGUGGGCCUCCACUCCAACAGUCAUGCUUCUACGGGCUGGAGAGCUGCGCAACGUUACUAUUGGAUAGUGGCGCGGAUAUCAAUUACUCGGCAUGCGAGUUAGGGAGUCCCUUGCAAGCAGCCACUAGAUCGAGUCACCAUGCUAUGGUGCGACUGUUGUUGGAUCGACAUGCCGACGUUAACCAGGUAGGAGGUGAAUUCGGAACUCCUCUGCAGGCUGCCGUGUGGGUAGGCGACAAAGAACUCAUCCUCUUGCUCCUCGAUAAUGGUGCCGAUAUUAACAGUACUGGAGGGGCUCUUGGGAGUCCUCUUGCGGCAGCGAUAGCGAAGCAGCACUCCGGUAUCAUAGAUCUGUUGUUCGACCGUGACGCAGACCCUGGAUCUACCGCUUAUUUGCAGCUCAUGAAGAUUGGCAGAGCAAAUAGCCUUGCCAUAAGCGCAGGAUUUGAGUAUAUUUGGGGUGAAAUAUGCUGCAGAACGCCCCUCAUAUGGGCGGUCCACCACGAAGACAAAACCAUGGUGCAAAAGCUGCUUAUGAAAGGAGCUGGGGUCAAUUUCCCUUCCGAGAGGUGUCGAAUAAACACAAAUUUUGUCAGGAACUCUCAAUUGUACCAUCCUUUAUGUCCGGCGAUCAAAACUGGCAACGCAGAGAUUAUCGAAUUGAUUCGACAGAGUUCGGCAAACAUUUGGAUUGACGCUGGUUGA
Cladophialophora immunda is the source of this 960-nucleotide messenger RNA. RefSeq lists its product as uncharacterized. NCBI's taxonomy places the organism in Eukaryota, Fungi, Ascomycota, Eurotiomycetes, Chaetothyriales, Herpotrichiellaceae. The record is from RefSeq and is a predicted model, not a curated record. The transcript has a single exon. Gene Ontology annotation, molecular function: protein binding. The coding region runs from base 1 to 960 and encodes 319 amino acids.